This is a messenger RNA of Mizuhopecten yessoensis (Yesso scallop), 783 nucleotides long. Its product is annotated as fibrinogen alpha-1 chain-like. The transcript has 3 exons. NCBI's taxonomy places the organism in Eukaryota, Metazoa, Mollusca, Bivalvia, Pectinida, Pectinidae. The record is from RefSeq and is a predicted model, not a curated record. The annotation marks the transcript as partial.
GUUUGACAAGACAGACAACGAUCCCAAAGUACGAUCCUAAUGCGGUCAACCAGUUGACCUCGAGUUUCCUUGACCCCUCCAAGUCCAAACUCGGGGCAGGAGGUGCCACUGGUGGGAUGUAUAACCCUGACCAAUGGAACACCAUUAGCUUCAAUAUGUUCAACCCUCAGUCUCAGCUCGGCAGGCGUCAUGUUAAAAGACAAACUGCACAAAUACCAAGUUCUGGUGGAAGUACAUCGCCUUCUAGUGGCACGGCCUCUGGUGGAACGCCUUCUGGUGGAUCGACUUCCAGUGGAUCAUCAUCUGGUGGAUCACCUUCCAGUGGAUCUGGUUCUAGCGGGUCCAGUCAGACCGGAGGAGCCACUCAGAUGACACAACCUAAUAUGUUUAUUAACCCUGGGGCAUUUAUGAUGGGAGGCGGGUCACCUUCGUCUCCAGGUAGCGGCGGAGGAAGCAGUAGUAGCGGCGGAAGUAGCACUGGUGGAAGCGGAAGUAGUGGAUCAUCAAGUUCGGGUUUGAUACCGUCAUUUGAUCCAAACAAGUUAAACCAAAUUCAGGCAAGCUUCUUGGAUCCUUCAAAUGCUCAACUAGGACAAGGAGGGGGAGGCGGGUCUGGCUUUAAUCCUGAUCAGAUCAACAGCCAAGCGUUCAAUUUUUUCAACCCUAACCUCAUGAUGGGAGGAGGCGGACGCUGAGUGAGACGGCAGCAGGGAUGACAUCUACUACAUUUAUAUAUAAUUUGUUGUACAUUAUAACUGUAAUAAACAUGUGAAAAAAUCCAAC